UAGGAGAGCUAUUUAUCAUUAAAAUCAAUUGUUAAACACAAAUUUUAAAAUGUCGGUAUCCACGAACUAUCUGAAAUUAGCCCUGAUAGUGAGUUUAAUUCUCUCUAUAUGUGGAAAUUAUUUAGAUAAUGAUCAGCAAAACCGUAGUGUUCAAGAAGAAAUAAAGGAGUCAUCACCAAUAUUUAAAAGAUCAGCAUAUUAUGGUAAGGCAGAUGGUACACCCUUUAAGAAUUGUAAGGAGAUAUUAGAAUCUGGUGUAAAUAUUUCUGGCAUUUACGAAAUACAACCAAUUGGUUCCAAUAAAUUAAUAAAUGUAACAUGUGAUAUGGAAACAAGAGGUGGUGGAUGGACUGUAAUACAGAGAAGAAUUGACGGGUCUGUUGAGUUCUACAGAGGUUGGAGAGAGUAUAAAUUUGGGUUCGGAGAUCUAAAUGGAGAACUAUGGCUAGGAUUGGAGAGUAUUUACCAUUUGACAGCAUUUGAAGCUAAUGAGCUGCUUGUGGAGUUAGUAGAUAAGGAUGGAAUUAGUGCUUACGCUUUGUAUGACUCUUUUGCAAUCGGCUCAGAAGUCGAGGGAUACUAUUUAAGUACUUUAAAGGGAUAUUCUGGUGAUGCCGGUGAUUCGUUAUCUAAUCAUUUAGGACAAAAAUUUACUACUCUAGAUCUGGAUCAAGACCAAAAGCCUGAUGGAAACUGCGCAGAAAUAUUCAUAGGGGCGUGGUGGUACAACAACUGUUACGAGAGCCAUUUAAAUGGUAAAUUCAGAAACAUACGUUGGCCAGCGGCGUAUAAGUAUAAAGGAAUUGUCUGGUUUGGUUUUAAAAACAACGAAUAUUUCUUAUCUCAAGCAAGAAUGUUAAUAAGACCGAAAUAUUAGAAAAAAGAAAGAUUUUAAUAAAUAUUAUUUUGUAAAUUAAA
Messenger RNA from Diabrotica virgifera virgifera (western corn rootworm), 918 nucleotides. Its product is annotated as fibrinogen C domain-containing protein 1-B-like. Bases 50 to 877 code for a protein of 275 amino acids. The record is from RefSeq and is a predicted model, not a curated record. The transcript is spliced from 6 exons. NCBI's taxonomy places the organism in Eukaryota, Metazoa, Arthropoda, Insecta, Coleoptera, Chrysomelidae.